Molecule: messenger RNA, 1460 nt
Organism: Mollisia scopiformis
Lineage: Eukaryota; Fungi; Ascomycota; Leotiomycetes; Helotiales; Mollisiaceae
Exons: 5
Coding region: 358-1287 (309 amino acids)
Source: RefSeq, a predicted model, not a curated record
UUCAGUGAUCAAAGAAUCAAAUGUUUCGAAUCUUCAUUUUCACUGAAUAUCUUUGGUAGCCGAAGUAGGAGUCUCGUCAGAUGUGCCGUUUUGUGCUUCACCAUUUCUUGGCGGCAAGAAGCAAAAUCUGCUUUGCCACAGGCUUUUCCAGCUUCCCAGGCGAGCUUAAGGGCUUGAUCAAGAGCAGGAUUGAGUAUUAGCAAAAGUAAGUCAUAGUACGAAGCCCGACAUACUGAAAGCAUUGACCAUAGCCAGAACAUAUAAGAACUGGCUGCGCUGUUGCUCUUUCACCACCACUUCCUCAUUUCACAAUCAGCUUCUGCAUUCAGUCUUUAUCACUUACCCAAGUCACUCAUUAUGAAGUUCACAGCUCUAUUCCUCGCCGUCGGAUUCGCCUCUGCUAUUCCUCAACCUCUUCCCGCUUCUUGGUCAAAUACUGGCGAAAAGGGCUCCGAAAUUCAAGAGCUUUUCAAGCAUGUCAGCCCACUGCAGGGGAAUGACUUAGAGGCUCGAUCACUUCCCACUUGCCACCAUGACAAUCUUUUCCGUAUCUUCCUUGACCAUCGGUACAGUUCAAGUGCCAGUGCUUUCUGCAGCACAUAUAUCACCUCGACAAUGGUUUCAACGAUCGUGCCAUUGACCACCACGACUAUCACCGCAAUGGAGACAGCUGCCACAGCAUUUUCAACUGUCAUUGUCCUCGCGACAGCAACAUCUACAACCCUAGCCCCUGAUGCCAUUAUCACUGUUGCUCCCAAAGCAAAACGUCAGGCUCUUGCUGGCUGCCCGGGAAAAGCUGGUACCUAUCCACCAGCCCGCAUUAGCAGCGCUUGUUCGUGCUUGGUCACUCCGGCAUUGAUGAUCAGCACCACGACUACCGCCGCGCUCUCGACUGUCACAAUUGCUUCAACCAUUCAGAUCACAGCAGCCGCUACCAUCACAGAAACUAGCACAACCGUACUGGAUGUCGCUGGCCCGGCAGCUGCCACCUCUACUAUCAUCGGUAGCCCAGCACCUGCGUCGUAUUGCUCGGCUGGCACGAUGUUCGACCCUAAUAAUGACGCUUUUACUGUACACUGCGCCACCUCAUACGCUUCGGGCGGAGCCACCCUUUACAGCACCAUAACGGCGAUAUCAUACCAAGAUUGUCUGAAUUCGUGCGGUGCUAAUGUUAAGUGCCGGGCAUUUUCGUAUCUUCUUACUGUUUCGAGCAACAAUUGCUACCUCUAUGGCAAAGGUCUACUUACCCCCUCCGUUGAUCCUACUAUGGACAGUGGUGUUGCCUAGGGAUACGAACGCUAAUAUGAGAGGAUGUCGACGGCGGAUGAAGGGCAAGAGGCGGUACCGAUGAAGUAAUGUAACUUUCGUGGAUUGUUUUUUUGGGUUCAGGGCCUUUAAUAUAUUGUUUCUUUGCAAUCCUCCAACAGACCAGUCACUUCAAUAGAUUUAGAUAUGGAAAC